AUGCGCGGGCACAAUGACGUCACACAGGCGCCGGCGCUUGCGGUGACCAAACGUAUAAUAGAAAGAGACGCUGGCUUCGUAUCUGGCGGUGAAGAUGACGACUCGUGCUCUGGGCCAGCACAUUCCGACGAUUCUGGAGUUAGACUGCUCGAGAACGAUAGAAAACACAGCAGAUCCCCUUCGAGACAACCACCAAAGAAAAGAAUACGCCUCAGUUCGCGAGAAGACCUGACCAGCUUUGAAAGUGACGCGCCAUCGUCCCCUUUUAGACCCUGGUCAUUCGUAGAGGAACCACAACGCGAACCUCUCUCCUUAGUCAAGAAAACCAGUGAAACUAGUCUGCUCAGGCAAAGAAGACGACCGCUUGAGCCUCCACCUCCACCAAUAACAAUUAUCGAACCAGUUGGACCUCCGCGAGUCCCCCCUCAUCCAGGAGUAGAAGAAUGCUCUGACAAAAAACCUAGGGAGCAAAGAAAUUACAAGAACAUGACGAGAGAGAGAAGGAUAGAAGCAAACGCUAGAGAAAGAACAAGAGUUCACACAAUCAGCGCUGCCUUUGACACCCUUCGAAAAUCAAUCCCUGCAUAUAGUCAUAACCAGAAACUGUCUAAGCUAUCAGUAUUAAGGAUAGCAUGUGCGUAUAUUUCUGCCUUAUCAUCAGCUAUAGAACCAGACGACGACCUCUCAGAAGCAGUAGAAAAAGUCACCCAGACGAUACACACAGAAGGAAAGUUAAGAAAAAAGAAAGAUGACCCUUGA
Molecule: messenger RNA, 759 nt
Organism: Pieris macdunnoughi
Lineage: Eukaryota; Metazoa; Arthropoda; Insecta; Lepidoptera; Pieridae
Source: the annotation of a GenBank genome assembly